CGUCAAGGCAACAGCGGAGCAGCCGGGAGAGUUUCGGCCGACAUGUCGCUGCGAACGCUGCCCCUGCUCUUCAUUAACCUCGGCGGAGAGAUGCUGUACAUCCUCGAUCAGCGGCUCCGGGCCCAGAACAUCCCGAGCGAUAAGGCCAAGAAAGGACAAUAAAACCCUACCAGCGACUAGCAUUUCCACCUCUAAACCCCAAGUGCAGUAAUGAAUGACAUUGUCAGUACGAUGUUUAAUAAGAAAUUCAUGGAGGAACUAUUCAAACCUCAAGAGCUGUAUUCUAAGAAAGCCCUCAGAACUGUGUUUGAUCGACUGGCUCAUGCUUCCAUUAUGAGACUGAAUCAGGCUAGCAUGGAUAAGCUCUAUGACUUGAUGACAAUGGCAUUCAAGUACCAAGUACUCCUCUGUCCAAGGCCAAAAGACCUACUGUUGGUCACAUUGAAUCAUAUGGAUGCAGUCAAGGAAUUUGUACAUGAUUCUCCAAGCAUUUUAAACCAAGUAGAUGAGACAUUCCGACAACUGAUUGAGUCAUACAGCUGCCUACCUGUUGGAGAGUUUCAGCUCAUCAGGCAAACCCUGCUCAUCUUCUUUCAGGAUUUGCAUAUUAGGGUCUCCAUCUUUCUGAAGGAUAAAGUUCAGAAUUCUAAUGGUCGAUUUGUGCUGCCUGUUUCUGGUCCUGUACCUUGGGGAACAGAGGUUCCUGGGCUGAUAAGAAUGUUCAACCAUCAUGGAGAAGAGGUGAAGCAAGUAAAGUUCCCAGCCUUUGGCAAUUAUACCAGUGCAUUGGCAGAAGGAUCCCUAAACCUCUUUGGUGACCGAGUCAUUAAGCUUGGCACCAACAUGUACAGUGUUUCUCGGCCUGUGGAAACCCACAUGAUGGGGACAAUGAAGAACUCAGCUGUCCGAACGAAGGAGGAUGCUGCGCCUAAUCCACUGGCAAAGGAGGAGCUAAAUCUUCUUGCACGGCUAAUGGGAGGUCUUGAUGUUAAGAAACCUUUGGGCAGUGAAUCAGGAUUUCGCCUAAAUCUGUUUGGCACAGACGAGGAGGAAGACCACACAGCAACUAUAAGGCCUCCAGAACUUUCUGAAGUUGUCAACAUACAGGCUAUCAAGGACCAACAACAACAUGAAGAGUUGGUUCGAAUUAUGGGCGAGUUCUGUGAGCAGGAGCAGCAGCCCAGACAGAGCUGCAGCAAAGGAGAUGACCUUCUGGCUAUGAUGGACAACUUGUGACCUCCUAAUGAGCAUCUAUAACAUUGCAGGCUCUUCCCUGUGACUUCUCAUCAGCACAACAUCCAGCUCUGGCUCAUUGGCUUUUAAGACAGAAUAUUAUUUUUAUUAAUGGCUCACUUGAUUUCUGUAUCAAGAGAUGAAUCUGUAUCUGUUCUGUACAGUUUUGUGCACCUUUGGACAGUUUCAUCUACUUACAUUCACUGUGUAUAUAGUAAAUAUUAAUGAGCCUGAUUGUAAUCAUACUCGCCAAUGUCUUUGACCCUCGGAACCCGGACUGAGGAUGGUAAAGCAAUGGGGAAAGGUUCACAAAGUGAAGUGGCAAGGUGGAGAUAAAUGAUUUGACUUAGUUUCGAAUUUCACAAGAGACACCUGUGUUUGUUCUAGAGUCCACAGAUGUGCAAUUCAAGUUGUACUCACUCAUGGCUGGUCCUGCGGUGGAUUAAAUAUCCAUUUUGGGGGGAAUGGCUGGAGCAGCAUUAGAACUGAGAGGGAUGGAUGGCUGGCCAGUAUGUCAUGCCAUUGAAACCAGUCACUGUUGGUUAUAGUGUGAUCAGCUUGGCAUCAGGGUGUGUGUGGUACUAGCAUCACAGUAUUUCAUGCAAUAGAACCAUAAUACACUGAAAUUGUUUCUGACUGUGGGGUCUUUGUGUGUGGCAGAGAGAUCACUGGGUCAUACUGUGAAAAUGUACAAGUGAUUAUAUGAAAAUACUAGCAUUUUUCUUGAAUAACUCUGAUUUGUAAAACAUUGAUUCUAUUCAAAAUGUUCAAAGGCAGAGAUUUCUGACUCUGCAUCUUUAAUUUCUGAAGCCCAGUUAUUAAUAUUAAAUGUUUUUAAAAUUGCUUUAAACAAUAACAACUUUAUUAAAUAAUUACAUACAAACUGAGUGAAAGCU
Hypanus sabinus (Atlantic stingray) is the source of this 2129-nucleotide messenger RNA. RefSeq names its product organic solute carrier partner 1b (gene oscp1b). Bases 211 to 1236 code for a protein of 341 amino acids. Gene Ontology annotation, cellular component: cytoplasm; plasma membrane. The record is from RefSeq and is a predicted model, not a curated record. The transcript has 11 exons. Gene Ontology annotation, biological process: transport. Lineage: Eukaryota; Metazoa; Chordata; Chondrichthyes; Myliobatiformes; Dasyatidae.